AUGAGUAGGUUGGACGGGAAGGUGAAGAAAGUCAAGGAUAAUACGGCGACCAGUGGCUUUGUCGCGCGCGCCAGGUCCGAGUGGGAGAAGGUUAAAUACCCUUUGAAGGAAAGUACUAUUUUGAAACUUCGAGACCUUCUUCAAGAACAGAAAUUGGAUCUGGUUCUCAUCCUCAUUGGUUUGAAUAUUGAUACAUCUUCUGUUAAAACAGAGACCCUCGCUCAGCACAUGUCUCAGUUAUCGUGUAAUAUCUCUCAAAUCCGGGCCGAUGUGGGAGAGAACAAGAAUAUUUUAGAAGCAUCGGUACAAGACCUGAAGCACAAAGAGAUCCUCAGAUGGCUCUAUGGUCAAGAUCCAUUUACGCUCUACCAUUCACGGGAGUCUAGGAGAUAUCCAGGGACCUGUCAAUGGUUUCUCAAGAAUCAGGAAUACCUGCGAUGGAGAUCUGCAGGGUCACUGCUGUGGGUGAAGGGUGAGGUUGGUUGCGGGAAGUCAUUUCUAUGCUCUGCAGUAAUCGAACACUUGCAAACCUACUUUGCAGCACAGUCUGACAAUAUGCUUCUACAUUUCUUCUUCUCAUUCGCUGAUGCUCAUCGGCCAAAUCCGCUUCUGUGCCUCUCGUCCCUAUUAAGGCAAAUGUGUUUGAAUGAACGAGUCCUCCAUAUUGUUGAGGAAUUGUACGAAAGGUUCAACGGAUACACAGGAAGCAGAGCUCCGGGUUAUCACGACAUUGAACUCGCAAUGGAUUCGGCCAUUGCAUGCUUGGAAGGAUGCAAAGAGAUAUAUAUCGUCUUUGACGCUCUCGAUGAAUUACCUAAUGAUCCCGACGAGUACCAAAGGAGUCAUAUUCUGAAUUGGAUCAGGGCAACUUCUACCCGCUAUCGGCACGUACACAUCCUAUUUACGAGUCGAAGUAACUCUAGCUCUCGAGAUGUUGAGGAUUUUGCAAUUACCAUCCCGUCAAUACGCAUCGUUACCAUAGACGCGAUGAGCAAUCGUCACGACAUGUUUUUGUACCUCGAAGCGCAGUUUAAGGAAAGCCGCGUCCUGAACAUGGUGUCUGGCCAUUCUCUCUCAAAAACCCUCAACGAUAUGAUCAGUUUGUCUGAUGGAAUGUUUCUUUGGGUCCACCUUCAGAUGGUAGAGCUCACGAAACUACCUACGCCCAGACUGAAAGACAUCGACCGUAUUUUGAAAUCUAUGCCACCGAGACUAGACGAUACAUAUAUCCGAAUACUACAGAGUAUACAUUACUUGCUUUCAAAAGAAGCAGCAAGGGCCCUUCUAUGGCUUUCACUUUCCCUUCGGCCGCUCCACCUAGUCGAAGUCAACGAGAGCUGUAUUAUCGUGCCGCAGAAUAAGCCAGCUAUAGCAGAAGAAGACAGACUGGGAGGAGAAGGGAUUUUGCCGUGCUUAUCUGGACUUGUCCGCCGGACUGGAAUUGAUAAUAACUACGUGGCUCUAUCCCAUUUCUCAGUCAAAGAGUUUCUUACUUCUGAGGCUCUCAAACGUAGCCCAUGUUCAUCAUAUGGGUUUCGCGAUAAUUUAGCGCAUGCUUGGAUUGCGGAAAGCUGCGUUGCAUAUAUCAAUUAUUGUUAUUGCAGUGAAAAUCGAACAGGUACAAGAAAAGAUCUCGAACAGUUUCCGCUUCUUGAAUAUGCAUGCCGCUAUUGGUUCGAGCAUAUGAUUUCAGCUGGAAAGCAAGAGCAAACAGAACUGGAUUCUUUGGCAUCCAACUUACUACAGUCUGGCGAGAAGUGGACAUAUGUCACAUUGAUAUAUAACCACAUGAUUCCUGAUAUACCCUUUAGUUGCGCCCAUCGACGAUGGACUCUUCGUACCCCUCUGGGAUGGGCAGCUGCUCUGGGUCUUGAGUCAGUGGUCCGCCUUCUAUUAUCUCAGAGGCAAAGUGAUCUUGAUGCGAUACAAGAUAUCAAGCUCAAGCCUACAAAGUGUUUCCAAGUAGAGAACGCGUGUGGUGAAUGCACAGCGUUCAGAGUUUCUUACCCCACUCGCGGUACAGCGCUUGUGAAAGCCAUAGAGUUCGGACAUACAUCGAUAGCACGGCUUCUCAUUGAAAAGGGUGCUAAUAUAAAUUUGUGUGGAGAAUUUGGUGGUACCGCUUUGUCAGUUGCAUGCAGACUCCGAAACGGCGAUCUGGUCCAAUAUCUUUUGGACAGUGGUGCCAGUCCAUCUGAUGGUCUAAUGGACGCAGUACGUGAAUGUUCCUGGUCAAUUUGCCAACAAUUAUUGGACGCUGGAGCCGCGGCCAAUGAGCAAAUAGAGGGAGAGAUGCCGUUGAUUGUGGCAGCUUCAAUGGGCUAUAAUCGGGUUUGCCAAGUUCUUCUGGACUUCGGUGCAGAUGUCAAUCGACUGAUAGAGGUCGAUGAUCCUACUGAUGCAACUGAUGCACUGACAGCAGCUACUAUGCAUGGCAAGAUCCAGAUAGUGAAGCUACUUCUCUCUAAGGGAGCUCAUGUCAGGGGUAGCGCUUUGGCGUACUCUCUAACUGGACUGGAAGAUGGGCCUUUUGAUGAACACCGUGAAAUAUGUAACAUUCUGGUCCAGCAUGGGAACGACAUGAAUCCAGAUCUUGGGGGUUCCCAUAACACACCGCUCGCUAUGGCGCUCUCUAAUGGCUGGUUAGAUAUUGCCAGAUGCAUGAUCAGCAAGGGUGCCCGAGUUGAGCCUGGUGAUCCCACCUGCCUUUUAGCGGGUAAUAUUUUGGUCGAAGCAGUUUUUAGCGUCGAUAUGACUCGUACAAUCCUGGAUAUUGGUGUUGCAGCUGAUUCUCCAAUCGCAGCUGUUAAACCGUGGGCUUGGGAGAUGGAUGACGAUGCCUGCAAUUUCACUACAGCUCUCCAAGCUGCAGCAUACCAUGGACAUGUUGAUACUGUGAAGGUUUUACUCGCGAAUGGUGCUAAUCCAAACAUCCGUGGACCACCAUACGGAAGCACCUUGUUUUCUCUUUUUGCAGGAGCCUGUUAUGCCAUAGAAAACGUCUGGCUCAAGCCAAAUGGAGAGGCAGAGAGAGAAGCAUAUGAUCAAUCUGUGAGAGAAAAGACAGUCAGAAUUUACGAAAUUCUGCAGGAGCGAGGUGUCCAAAAUAUUAUUCCAUGGGGCUCACUGGAUUACGAUGCAUUUCGCAUGUGCAUACGCGGGAUUAAAUAUUCAUCAAUCAGGACUGGUAUAACUGCGCCUCGCCCCAUCAACCAGAGAACUUUUGCCAAACUUUCCGGAGGAACAUUUCGGCGAGUCGUGCGCAGUUAG
Aspergillus welwitschiae is the source of this 3270-nucleotide messenger RNA. Its product is annotated as ankyrin repeat-containing domain protein. The transcript has 6 exons. Bases 1 to 3270 code for a protein of 1089 amino acids. Gene Ontology annotation, molecular function: protein binding. NCBI's taxonomy places the organism in Eukaryota, Fungi, Ascomycota, Eurotiomycetes, Eurotiales, Aspergillaceae. The record is from RefSeq and is a predicted model, not a curated record.